AAGGUUAUUCUAUUGUAGCCUGUGACUUCUGUCUAAUUACAAGUUAUUCCAAAUAGCUAGUUAGGAGGAACAUCAUCGUCUAAUUAAAACUGUUGAUAAAUUUUAAAGCGACGAAUAUGGCCGUGAAACAAAGUGCACAAGAGAUUGCGAGACCUGUUUACGAAAAUGGAGUUUGGAAAGGACCGAAAAUUAAUUUACCUGAGGGAUACUUUAGAAUAGGAGAAAGAGUUUACAGUCAAUUUAAAAAAUAUCCAGCUUUCGUAGGACAGAUUGAUAGUGCAACCGGAAAAAAAGAUACGUACAAUUGUAUGGGCAUGAGAAGUAUAAAGUGCGCAGUAUGGCUAAAAAAACAGGGCAUAAGUCGUGGAGAUGUCGUUGGUCUGUGUUCAAAAAAUCAUUCGGACGUUUGUAUGCCGCUUUUUGCUUCUUUCUAUUUAGGAGCUAUUUUCAAUCCUUGGUGGCAUACUUACUUAGAUCAAGAACUGGUGGCGUAUUUUAUAAACACAACAAAGCCAAAAGUCUUAUUUGUUGACGAAGACAAUGCGGAAAUAAUCAUCAAGGCAAUGAAUAAAAUUGAUUAUUCAUUUCCUGUAGUUAUUUUUGGAGAAAAAACUGGGUUACUAUCUUUCAAAGACAUUUUGCAAGCUGUAAAUGAUGAUGAGGUUAUCAAAUUCGAAUGCACUAAAAUAGAAGCUGAUGAACCAGCGUUAAUAAUGUGUACUUCCGGAACGACAAGCUUUCCAAAGGAAGCCUUACAUUCUUACCAAUCAUUUGCUAAUAUGAUAAGUCAUUACACGACUAAAUCUGCAUCGAAAAUAUUCCUCGGGUUAUACGGAAUCUGUUGGAUAUCUGCAUUAUCGACAGUCUUCCGGUCAAUUUUAUGCAGAGCUACUAUGAUUGUUUCGCAUAAUUUAAAAGACGAAGAAAUUUGUUGGUUAGCAGAAAAAUAUAAGGUAACCCACAUAUGGAUAGGAACACCAGCAGUUAAUAGGUUAAGUAAAAUAAAAUGCAAAUAUGAUGUUUCAUUAGUCGAGAGGGUAACCUAUAGUGGCGCAGCCACUCAUAAAGAGGUCAUUGAAUCUUUUCAUAGUUUAUUUAAAAACGCAGAUAUUUAUGUUCGUUAUGGCGGGACUGAAUUCGGACCAGUGAUAGUAGGAAAAGUUACUUCUGAUAAAGUAACUUCAUGUGGGAAAGUAUUUUUCAAUACAGAAGUAAAAGUAGUCGAUCCAGACAGUGGAAAAAUUCUUGGACCAAACGAAAAUGGAGAGCUGUACUGCCGAACUCCAAUGUUAAUAACUCGUUAUUGGAAUAAUCUAACAGUCACUGAAGAAACUAUUGAUUCAGAGGGAUGGUAUCACACUGGAGAUUUGGGAUAUUAUGACAUAGAUGGUAAUUUCUUCAUUGUCGAUAGAAUAAAAGAAUUGAUAAGAAAUUACCUUCAUUACAUACCACCGGUAAUCAUCGAAAGUGUCGUUCAAGAUCUACCGGGAGUCGCAGAAGUAGCCGUAGUCGCUAAACCAAGCUUCGAAUAUAAUGAACUUCCGAUUGCAUUUAUCACUAAAGUUUUCGGAAUGCAAGUUACUGAGGCCGAAAUUGAUGAAGCUUUAGAGAAGAAACUGUUCGAUAGAUUAAAACUUAAAGUUGACAUUUGUUUUUUGGAAAAAAUGCCUUAUACAAGUUCUAAAAAAAUAGAUAGGAAAAAACUUCGCGUUAUUGCGAAUGCUUUAGCUUUGGCUGAAGAAUCGAAGAGCUGUUAUAGCUAAAAGACGCUCGGGUGUAAUGGAGUACCCUAAAUUCAUUAUUUCGAAGUGAUUUUAAACUAUUACAGUUGUUUUCAAACAAACUGAAAAGCCUGGAAAUUAUUUUCGUUUUUUUUUUUCUUUGACGCUGUUAUAUAUUCAGUCUCUAACAUUUUUUACUAAAAUUGACACGUGAAUUUAUAUAAAAUAUUCAUUUACUGUUGUUAAAAUAAAAACAAUAAUUUUUUUGGCGCUACGACUUUUUAAAGAUAUUUUGUAGGACGUCGGCUUUUUUAGCUUUUAGAGCUCUCAGAAAGUUAUGGUUUGCAUUGAGCUAUGAAAAUUAAAAAAAUCUAAUAGUAUAUUACAUACCUAGGCCAGUAAAAUAAGAAAAGUCUCAGAGCACAUGUAAUUGUUAGCCGAGGCGAAGCCGAGGCUUACAAACAUGUGGUCUGAGGCUUUCUUUUUUACUGGCCAAGGUGCGUAUACUAUUUUUCUGCUCGACGAAGCCGGAAAGUUGCAACUUCGUUCAGGGCAGCGGCCCGAAAGUUGCUACUUUCCGGCCGGAGGGCAGAAAAAUAAUUAAAAAACAAGCGAUUCCUAUAGUAUAUUACACACCUAGGGCAGUAAAGUAAGAAAUGUAUCAGAUCACAUGUUUGUGUCGGCUUCGCCUCGGCCAACAAUUACAUGUGAUCUGAGACAUUUCUUACUUUACUGCCCUGGGUGUGUAAUAUACUAUUUACGAUUAUUUUUGAGAACGCAUAGCUUCGGAUAGAAAUAAAUUAACUCUAGUCGUAAUAAAUGAAUUUAUAAACGCUAGAGUAACUUAAAAAUUUACAGCCACCACAUAAUAGUUAUACUUUUUUUUUAUUAUGAUAAUUUUUUUUUUUUGCAUACAAGUAUAGCUUAAAAUUCUAAUAUUAUCUUUCGUUUUCAUACAAAAUAUUUAAAAAAUCAAAAAUUUAUAAAAUCAUAUUACUUUGUCAGCAUUUUAUAAAUUUAUCAUUGUAUAUUAAAACAAUUAAUAUUAUUUAAAAUUACAACCACUGCUUUUUCUGAAAAUAUUCUCUCAAUACGGGUGGCAUACAUUUUACAAUGUUUUGAGCUGUGUCACAAACACAAUGGCCUUCUGCAAAGAAAAUAACAUUCAUAAUUAUUUAGGUAUCUCAUCCACGUAAUUUCGAGCUUAUAUAAAAUUUUCAUAAACACUUGUAUUUAUAAUAGACUUUUAUAUUUUCUUACUUAUAUCAUCGCAAUUUUUAACAGAAUUUACUGUAUCAUCGUCUAAGUGUAAGUCCCUGGACAUGUGGGGUAGUAAAAAUAAGAAAGUUUUGGCAUCAAAAUAACCCGCAGGAGUAAUCUAUUAAAUAAAUAUAAUUUAGAUCGAUUUUAUAUAGUACUUACUGAUUUUUUUUAUCUAUACUUGAACUAUUUUCCACUAUAUCUGCACGAAAAGUUUAAAUUCUUGUAUUGUUUAGAGGGAAGAAAAUCUUUCAUUUCUUUUAUGAGAGAACAAAUGAUAAAAAUUAGCGCAUGCGCCAUUCUUCCCACAAACAGGCAAAAAUUUAAGCUUUCAGGUACAGAUCUGAUGAAAAAUUGUAUACAGGCCACGGAAGAAGGUAGUCCGGGUCGAAAAAAUUGAUCUGUUUUAAAUAAAAUAAAAAUUUGUAAUCAUUUUUAUUUUUUAUUUGUAUUUAUUUAAUAUGUGAACGUCUCUAGAUUGAAAUCCUACUUUUUUCUCAU
Microplitis mediator is the source of this 3482-nucleotide messenger RNA. RefSeq lists its product as uncharacterized. Gene Ontology annotation, molecular function: long-chain fatty acid-CoA ligase activity. Gene Ontology annotation, biological process: long-chain fatty acid metabolic process; fatty-acyl-CoA biosynthetic process. Lineage: Eukaryota; Metazoa; Arthropoda; Insecta; Hymenoptera; Braconidae. The record is from RefSeq and is a predicted model, not a curated record. The coding region runs from base 117 to 1763 and encodes 548 amino acids. The transcript is spliced from 8 exons.